Dipodomys ordii (Ord's kangaroo rat) is the source of this 1779-nucleotide messenger RNA. RefSeq names its product Fc receptor-like protein 2. The record is from RefSeq and is a predicted model, not a curated record. The transcript has 7 exons. The coding region runs from base 49 to 1542 and encodes 497 amino acids. Gene Ontology annotation, cellular component: membrane. Gene Ontology annotation, molecular function: transmembrane signaling receptor activity. Gene Ontology annotation, biological process: cell surface receptor signaling pathway. NCBI's taxonomy places the organism in Eukaryota, Metazoa, Chordata, Mammalia, Rodentia, Heteromyidae.
CUCAGCUGCAUCUGACUAUUGCUGGGAGCCCUUCUUGUGUCCAUCCUCAUGAUGCUGUGGUCACUUCUUCUGGUCUUUGCUCCGGCAACUGUCCAGUCUUACUGGCUGAGCAUCUACAUGCCACGUGAUGUUUAUGAAGGAGACCAGGUGGUAAUAAGAUGCUCUGGGAAUAAUAAUGGUCAAAUAAGAAGACUAAAGUUCUACAAGGAUGGAGCUCAGAUCGUCACCUACAGUAGUGCCUCAAGCUAUACCAUUUCCAAUGCAAAGCGCAGUGACAGCGGCUCCUAUUACUGUAAAGCAGACAGAGAACUUUUCCUAUUUGUAGAAGCGACAGAAGAAACAAACUCUGUGUGGCUCAGUGUCCGAGAGCUGUUUCCUGCACCUAUGCUGACAGCCAGCUCCACCCAGCCCACCGAGGGGAGCUCAGUGACCCUGACCUGUAGCACCCGGCUCCCUUCAGAUAGAUCAACCACCCAGUUGUACUUCUCUUUCCUCCGAAGCGGCCACACCCUGCAGUCAGGCUGGAGAUCAGCAUUUAACAUCUCAGCAAUUUGGAAAGAAGAUUCGGACUACUACCAAUGCAAGGCAAAGACAGCAUCUCACAGUGUUUCCAAGAGCAGUGCACAGUCCUAUCUCGACGUGCAGAGGAUCCCUGUGUCCCAAGUCUUCAUGGAGACCCAGCCCCCAGGAGGCCAGGCAGUUGAAGGGGAGACACUGGUCCUUGUCUGCUCCGUGGCGGAAGGCACAGGGUAUACCACGUUCUCCUGGCACAGGGAGAACAUGAAGGAGAGUCUGGGGAGGAAAACUGAGCGUUCCCAGAGAGCAGAGCUGGAGAUCCCUGCCAUCAGGGAGAGCCAUGCCGGCGGCUACUACUGCACAGCUGACAACAGCUACGGCCCUGUCCACAGUGAGGUGGUGACCAUCACUGUGAGAGUUCCAGUGUCCAGUCCUCUCCUCACCUUCAGUGCUCCUGGAGCCUUGGCCUUCAUGGGAGAUGUAGUAGAGCUUCAUUGUGAAGACAGUAGAGCAUCUCCCCCCAUUCUGUACUGGGUUUUUCAUGAAAAUGUCACCCUGGGGAAGGCCUCAGCACCAUUUGGAGGAGGAGUAUCCUUCAACCUGUCUCUGAGUGCAUGGCAUUCUGGGAACUACUCCUGUGAGGCGGACAAUGGCUGGGGGUCCAAGCGAGGUGCGGUGGUAACACUCCAUGUCAAAGAGGCCCCUCCCAAAGUCCGUCUGACAAACGGUGCCCACCGCUGCGAAGGACGGGUGGAGGUGGAACGGGAAGGCCGCUGGGGCACUGUGUGCGAUGACGGUUGGGACCUGAAGGAUGUGGCCGUAGUGUGCCAAGAGCUGGGCUGUGGAGCAGCCAAGCACACCCCUGCAGCCAUGCUGUACCCCCCAGCGGCAGGCACGGCCCUGCCUGUGCUCAUUCAGGUGGCCCUGUGUAACGGGACAGAGCAGGCUCUGGCUGCCUGUGAGCAAGUGGACACCUUUGACUGUGGCCAUGAUGAGGAUGCAGGGGCUGUGUGUGAAGAUGGGUAAUGGCAGAGCCUGGGAGGAGGGUACAGAAUGGUGGACAAACCCACCUCUGAUGGCUGCCACCAUCAUUUCUACUUUGUGCAACCACUGUACCUUUCUCCUUCAGAACCAGCCACCCAGCCAGGUACUGGUGACUCACAUGUAUAAAAUCUUAGUUACUCAGAAGACAGUUCAUCCAGUGUGGAUGGAAAAGUCGAUGAGAUGCUUAUCUUUUAUUUCUUUUUUUUCUUUUUUCUUUUG